Trichomycterus rosablanca is the source of this 1001-nucleotide messenger RNA. It is a transcript of the gene tmem230a, whose product is annotated as transmembrane protein 230a. Lineage: Eukaryota; Metazoa; Chordata; Actinopteri; Siluriformes; Trichomycteridae. Gene Ontology annotation, biological process: synaptic vesicle transport. The record is from RefSeq and is a predicted model, not a curated record. The transcript is spliced from 4 exons. The coding region runs from base 113 to 478 and encodes 121 amino acids. Gene Ontology annotation, cellular component: synaptic vesicle; endomembrane system.
AAUCCAGGAAGUAAACAAUGUUAUUAGCUUAUUAGCCUGUUAGCUACAAUGUUAUCAUCUCUGUAAUUAAACAACCUAACCGUUCUACGGCAGCCUCGACAAAAGGACGGCCAUGAUGCCUGCCAGAAGUGGCACGUCCAGCGGGACAAUCCCAAACAAUAAGGUGAAGUACUCCAGACUAGCAGACAGCGAUGAAGGGUACAUCGAUCUGCAGUUUAAGAGAAGUCCACCCAAAGUGCCAUACAAAGCCAUUGCUCUGGCAACAUUCCUCUUUCUGGUCGGGUCUUUACUGAUUAUUAUUGGAUCUCUGCUUUUAGCUGGGUACAUUCAUGUUGCGAAUCCAGAUCGGACGAUUCCAGUGCUUAUCAUCGGGGUACUUAUAUUUCUUCCUGGAUUUUACCACUUAAGAAUUGCCUACUAUGCUUCCAAAGGAUACCGUGGCUAUACCUACGAUGAUAUUCCAGAUUUUGAUGACUGAACUAUCAUCCCACCCAGUCCCUCCUGGUUCAGUAACAAGCUGGGACUUAGCUAUGGUAUAUACACAGUAUAUGCACAAACCUUCUGUUGUGUACUUAUGCAAAAUGGAAUGCAAAUUAUAUUCUCUGAUGUACAAGAUAUACUCUACGCUAUGCAAAAGGAAGUAUUAUUUAUAUUUAUAAUAUAAAGCCAAAUUGUUUAAGGCCUUGUGCUGUAUUGAUCCAAAGUGGUGUAUUUUAUGUGAUGUGUAUAUUGUAUAAUUGCCAGUGAUCAUAUUGUUUUAAAAUUAUUUUUUGCAAUGAUUUUUUUUAGUCUGGUUUAAAAAGCUGUAACUACAUGAUGCUUGCACCUUGUUCAUGUUAUCGCAGCUGUUUUCAGUUGAGCAAUUGUUUUAAAAAUUAAAAGGUUCUGCUGUUGUGAGUAGAAUUGUACAGUGUCGAAAAAGGCAGUUGUCCCCUUUGUUAUUCUUUUUUUUGCAUAUACACUGUAUGGCCAAAAGUAUGUGAAUACAUGACAUUAAGCUA